AUGAAGCAAACACUGUAUGUAUUUAUAUUGGGGUCUAAUGUGAAAUUUAUUGCUGUUUUCUCAAGUAUAUUUCUUAUAAUUUCAGGUGGUGUUGCUGUUGCAAACUAUGACUCUGUUGAGGAUGGCGAUAAAGUUGUUCAGACAGCCUUGGACAGUUUUGGUCGUGUUGAUAUUGUCAUCAACAAUGCUGGUAUCCUUCGAGACAGAUCGUUUGCCCGAACUUCAGAUACAGAUUGGGACUUGAUUCAUCGAGUGCAUUUGCGAGGUUCCUUUUUGGUGACAAGAGCAGCUUUCCCAAUAAUGAAGAAACAAAACUUUGGGCGUAUCAUCAUGACUGCUUCUACUUCUGGAAUUUAUGGAAAUUUUGGGCAGUCCAAUUACAGUGCAGCAAAACUGGGACUUUUAGGUCUGAGCAACACUUUGGCUAUAGAAGGACAGAAAUAUAAUAUUCAUUGCAAUACCAUAGCUCCUACGGGUGGAACUCGUCUUACUGAAGAUAUCUUGCCUCAAGAUUUAUUUGAGCAACUUAAACCUGACUUAGUAGCCCCGUUGGUUUUGUGGUUGUGCCAUGAAGACUGCGAUGAGACAGGAGGGCUUUUCGAAGGUGCGGGUGGAUGGUUUGCAAAGUAUCGAUGGGAGCGUGCAAAAGGAAAGUUUUGCCGAACUUCUGUUAAUGAAGGAGUUACUCCAGAAGCUGUUAGAGAUAACUGGGAUGCAAUCACUGAUUUUACUGAUUCUGAUCAUCCGUCUUCAAACCGUGAAGCAACAGCAAGUUUAGCAAUGGGACUACAAGAGCUGAGCACUGAACCAGCAGUUACAUCAAAUCCAACAUCAGCCUCAGCUUCACAGGGAUUGUCUGCUCGUGGGGUAACUGUACCACCGUCAAGCUUCACAUAUAGUCCUGAUCAGCUGAUUCUCUAUGCUCUUGGAGUUGGUGUUUCAAGACAGGAUGAAGAUGCUCUCAAAUUCUUGUAUGAGAAUGAUGAAGAUUUUUCAGCACUUCCUACUUUUGCUGUCAUUCCAUCACAGUCAGUGUUGUUUGGGGGAAAACUUUGGCAUCAAAUGAGUGGUUAUACUCCCAACUUGGCUAAGCUUCUUCAUGGUGAAAUGUAUAUAGAAAUUGUGAAACCUUUGCCAACAUCUGGUACUCUACAUACAGGAGCUAAAGUUGCAGAUGUAUUAGACAAGGGCUCAGGAGCUGUACUCAUCCUGGACUCAGAAACAAAGGAUGACAGUGGAAGUCUUGUAGCUAAAAAUCAAUGGUCAUUAUUUAUUGUUGGUGAUGGCAAAUUUGGUGGUCCAAGGACAAGUAAUGUAGCAAUUCCACCUUUUGAUGCCCCCAAUAGGACUCCUGAUGUUACAGAAGAAUACAAAACUAGCAUUGACCAGCCUGCUUUGUAUAGGCUUAGCGGUGACAAGAAUCCUCUUCAUUUGGACCCUUCCUUUGCUGCAGUAGGCGGUUUCUCAGAACCCAUCUUACAUGGGCUGUGCACUUAUGGUAUCGCAGGUCGCAUCAUCCUAAAAAAAUUCUGUGGCAAUGAUGUCCAAAAAUUCAAGGCCAUGAAGGCCAGGUUCGCUAAGCCAGUUAUUCCAGGUCAGACACUUGUGGUAGACAUGUGGAAAGAAGGGUCAAGAGUCUUCUACAUGUGCUCUGUUAAAGAAACUGGGCAAAAAUGCUUGACUGGAGGAUAUGUAGACAUAGUAGAAACAUCUGGUGCAAGUGAAAGCCUCUCUUCAGCUUCCACACUUGGGAGUGCAGCCUGUUUCCAAGAGAUCUCACGAAGACUAGCACAAGACCCAUCUGUUGUGAAGAGCAUCAAUGCAAUUUUCCUGUGGAAUAUUAACUCAAAAGGGACAUUAGCUGGACAGUGGACUGUCGAUUUGAAGAAUGGCUCUGGAAGCGUACAUGAAGGUGAACCCAAGACAGGGGAAAAACCGGGUGUCAAAAUAACUCUGGAAGAUGAGGAUAUGGUGGCCCUGAUGUCUGGCAAACUGAAUGCACAAAAAGCCUUUUUAAGUGGGAAACUAAAAGCAUCAGGAAACAUUAUGCUGAUGCAGAAAUUACAAGGUCUUCUGGUACCACAGUCUAAAAUGUAGAAAGAAUAUUGCAAUGUAUAACAUUCUACAUUAGUGAUUGAAAUAUUGAUAGUUGUUGUAUAUAUAAUAGUUAGAAAAAACUCAUUCCACUGUAACAUGGUUUAUUGUUCUUAGAAGAUGGGAAAGAUUCUUUUCUAGUGAAUUGUGGAAUAUAUAUAGUAAUUGUGGAAUAUAAAUAGUAAUAAUUAUUUUAAGAGAAAAAUUGACUCUCUUAAUAUGUAUCUUCAAGACUUUUUCUAAAUAUAGAUAUAUAUAGUUAAUAGGUUUUAAUGUGGUUUAUAAAGGGUUUUGUGGCCUUAUGUAAAUUUAUAGGAAUGUACCUAUUACUAGUGUAAACAUGCUGUGAAAAAGAGCUCUGUUUAAAAUACAGUUAACAUUAAUCUUCAUAUUGACAAUGUUAUGUACAUUAUACAUCAAUUUUGCCUCCAAAAUGUUCAAGUUCAAGUUAAACUUGGAUAAAGGUGUAGAUGAACUAAUGUAUGCGCCUACACUGCAAAUAGGAAAUUUUCUAAAUACAGUAUACCUAUCCUACAAAAAAUAUUAGUGAUUUGCUACACAAUGGCUUCCAUUAUAAGCAACAAACUAGAAAUAUCAUUAGAAAGGCAGUUCAUCAGUUAUGCAAGGUGCCAAGAACUACUUAUGUUUGCAGUACUGAAAAAUUGGUUUGCAAGAUAUGUUUCCAUAAAACUUAGGAAUAUUGAAAUUAUAUUAUGUAAUUUAAUUGCUGCUACAAUGACAUUCAGCUUAAAGUAAUGUUUCUAAUCUUCUGAUGUUGUCCUUUACUUCUUUUCUUCUUUGAAAGGCUGAAGAGUACAUGUCCUAAUUCCUCUGCCAUUUCUGGUUUUUCUCCUGACAUUUCAUUCCUCAUAGGAAUAUCAUCUGUCGUCUGAUUCCAGUGUGUGUGAGUGUUGGAAUGACUCCUUUUGUGUGUGACGCUGGCUUUUAUGCUAGGCUCCAGGCUUGUUGACUGCAUGUGGGAUCCAAUGAAAAAUAGGGUCAGUUAGGUAUGGGCCAAUGAAAAAUGGGGUCUGGUUAAUGCUCAAUGCUGUCACACACAAAAGGAGUCAUUCAAACAUACACUCACUGGAAUCAGACCUCAGAAGAUAUUCCUAGGAGGAAUGAAAUGUCAGGAGAAAAACCAGAAAUUGCAGAGGAAUUGGGACAUGUAAUCUUCAGCCUUCCAAAAGAACAAAAAGAUAAAAUCAGAGGAUUAGAUAAAGAUUACUUUCAGCUGAAUGGAAUCAUAGCAGCAAUUAAAUUCAAUAAAAUAAGCUUAAAUAAAUGAAGGGUUACUACUUAAAUAUUGAAAUUCUUAUUUUUCUCUGAAUGUAAAAGCAAUUUUUUUUUAAUUGUAUUUUAAAAGAAUCAAAAGAGCAAAACAAGUUUGUUAUUAAAAUUUUAGACAAAAUUAGUAUCCAAACAUGAAAACCAAGUAACUCAGACUAAGCAAUCAAUAAAUCUCAAAAACCCCAUUUACUUUACAUUUUAAUGCAAAAAAUAAAGUUUGCUUUAAUAAUUAAACAAAAUCUCAAAUUAUUGGAAAGCCAAGUUAUUUUUUAUAUGGGACAAAAAAAUUAAAUGGUUAUCUCUUUUUUUAUGGGCCAAAAAAAUUAAAGAGUUAUCUCUUGAUACUUUAUAGCAAAAGUUUCUAUAUAACAGUUUCUAUAUAACAAAGAAUAGAAAUCUGCAUAAGAAUUUGAACAUGUUUGACUUUUCUUUUUUUAACAUUGUAUGAUGAACUACAACUUUUAAUCUGUCAAAUGACACCAAAACUAGGAUCCCAGCGUAGAAAAAAAUUCACAUAUUAUACAUUGUAGAGAGAUUCAAAGUGCAAAUUUAUUACAUUGAGUGGGGUGCUAAGCAGUCAAGUUGUUAUUACAAACAUUACCCACUAAAAAAUUAAUAUUUUUGUGUGUGUGUUGUAUUUCUUUUUAAAUAAGAUUCUUUAGUAUUCGUACCAAAACAAUUAUAACAUCACUAAGCCACCUAGAUAAUGGAGAUUAUCACUGUGGACUCUUUUCAUGGUAAAGACUGCACUUAUGUUGCUAUUAGAUAAGUUAUAACUCAUAAUUAACAAAUCACUAAAUACUUAUCUUAAAAUUAUAAUGUACAACUGUAAGGUAGUUUACCCAGGAAAGUGUACAUUGUAAUAGUUUAAACAAAUGGUAAUUUCUUGAGAGAGAAAAAGUAGUAGACUAUCUGAAAAGGCUGUUAAUCAAAACAGAUUGCUAUUGGGUAUCAUUGUAAUUAUGCACCUGUAUGUAUAAAACAGGUAAACAAGGUUUAUUUUAAUAUAAAUUUAAGGUGUUAAUGCACCGAUAUGUACCACAACAAUGUAGACAUAAUAUGCAGCAUGGACAAUAAUGCAUAUAUGCAAAGUAAUAUAGGACUGCUUACAAGAUGUUUUCUCACUUUUCAUGUUUGUAUACACUUUUUUGUGUUGUCCACGUAAUAUACAAUUUAUAAGUACUUUGAAAAUUUGAAUGCCUUAUAGUCUAGUUCUUUAUUUUCAAGUUUUGUUCAAGUUUGAAUUUCAAAUAUCCUCAAAAUUUCCAUCUAGUAAUUUUCAUAAGGAUAGCUUUAAAAAUUUCUUGAAGCAAUUUGGCCUUUCAGUUCACAUGAUGCUCAUUACUGUACACACUUGUCAUAGAGAAUAUAAGUGGAAAAAUUUUUCAUAGAGAAUAUAAGUGGAAAAAUUUUUAA
This is a messenger RNA of Macrobrachium nipponense, 4800 nucleotides long. Its product is annotated as peroxisomal multifunctional enzyme type 2-like. The transcript is spliced from 15 exons. Gene Ontology annotation, cellular component: peroxisome. NCBI's taxonomy places the organism in Eukaryota, Metazoa, Arthropoda, Malacostraca, Decapoda, Palaemonidae. The record is from RefSeq and is a predicted model, not a curated record. The coding region runs from base 1 to 2097 and encodes 698 amino acids. Gene Ontology annotation, biological process: fatty acid beta-oxidation. Gene Ontology annotation, molecular function: enoyl-CoA hydratase activity; 17-beta-hydroxysteroid dehydrogenase (NAD+) activity; (3S)-3-hydroxyacyl-CoA dehydrogenase (NAD+) activity.